Manihot esculenta (cassava) is the source of this 1486-nucleotide messenger RNA. Its product is annotated as WD repeat-containing protein 53. The coding region runs from base 89 to 1174 and encodes 361 amino acids. The record is from RefSeq and is a predicted model, not a curated record. The transcript is spliced from 10 exons. Gene Ontology annotation, molecular function: protein binding. Lineage: Eukaryota; Viridiplantae; Streptophyta; Magnoliopsida; Malpighiales; Euphorbiaceae.
ACGAGAAAAAGAGAACGAGGGGCCAAAGAGUGAAGACUGGCGGCAACCAAACCUUUGGUUGAUCGAGAGAAAAGGGUGAGAAGUAGCCAUGUCGGAACCAAGACGCUUGAGAGGUCACAAAGCCACCGCAACUUGCUGUAUCGCCUCACGUGACCGUCCUGGCAUAGUCGCCACCGCCGGCGAGGAUGGUUGCAUUUGCUGGUUUGAUAUGCGAUGCAAAGACGCACAAUUCGUUAUGGAGGUUGGACCGGAACCUGUCUCUUCAUUGUGCUUUAAGCCAGGAAAUGAAGACAUUAUUUACGUUUCCUCAGGAAAUGAAGUCAAGUGUUUUGAUGUGAAUAUGGCUACGUCACAGAAGCUGUUGCAGAGCUACCAUUACAACAAGGAGGAAAUAAAUCAGAUUGCUUGCAACUCAAAGUCAACAUUUCUUGCUUCUACAGAUGAUAGUGGUGAUAUUAAGAUUAUUGACAUGCAUCAGCAUUGCCUUUAUAAAACACUGAGAGCUGGUCACACAAGCAUUUGUAGCAGUGUUCAGUUCAUUCCUUGGAGAGCUUGGGAAGUUAUUACUGGAGGACUUGACUCAAAGCUUAUCAUUUGGGACUUCUCCAAAGGACGUCCAACCAAAAUUGUGGAUUUUGGUUCACCUAAAAUGAAAGGAACCAACAUGGCACAGAGUUUCAAUCCUGCAUUUGUUCAUGCUAUAGCAGUUCCAGAUUAUGAUAUGUUAGACACGUCAGGCAAUAUAUGUGUUGUAGCUAGGGGUGAUGGUGCCGUUGAUGUGAUCAACAUUGAAUCAGAGCUUGCUGCUACUAGGUCAAAGAGUACGACCAAAGUUCAUAAAGGAUCUCAAUCAACACCCCCAGUUGCAGAAGGAAGCAGGUUGCAUUUGGAUUACACUUUGGGUGGUCAUGUUGCUGCUGUGUCCUGUGCAGCAUUCUCACUUUUUGGAGAGAGGGGGAAGUUUAUAAUUACAGGCGGAAAUGACAAGUCAGUGAAAGUAUGGGAGUGCUCCAGAUAUCUUGAUGUUGGGCAAAGUGGUAGCAAUAAUAACAUUCUUCAUCUUAACAUCAAUUUGAGCAAAAAGGUAAACUGGCUAUGUACCACUCCGACUGCAUCAGAAAAUCUUGUUGUCUGUGAUACUACCAAAGUAGUAAAAGUGUAUUCUGUUUUAUAGAUUAAAACUUGAAAUCUUCAUUCCCGAGUCUCUGGGAGGGCCAGCCCAUUUCUGGCGCAGGACAUCGUUUCCUUUACUCUCUUGUGUCGCGUCCAUGCUGAAGAGUGUGCUUGUUCAUCCAAAGGCAACUUCACUCUCUUGGGAUUAAUGGUUAUUUUGUGUGCCACUCUCACUUGUUGAAUAGUUUUAUUUGUUGCAAUAUCUUUUUGGAAUGUAAAAACUAUCAUCUUCAUCAUGAUAUGAGAAUUAGGGGUGUCCCCAGUUUUCAAGAGUUUCAAAAUGAACGAAAAAAUGGUAUUAUUUUGAUUGAAA